CUCCAUAAUCUGCUCAUGCAAUAGACGCUGUCCUCUGGUUACCAUCCGAGUCUCCAUCAUCCGCCCCCUCCCCCUCACCGCCUCGUCCACAGCUACGAGUACUCAGAAUCUGGAUCAUCGUCUUCGUUCUCGCCGUUUGCCAUUGUCAUCGCCACCAACUCCCUCGUUGUCUCGUCUCGCCUCGUCUUGGUCCUCGUCGCCCUCUUCAUCGCUGCCGCCGCCCUCGUGAUAUUUCCCCCGCAGUACCAAACACUUCCAGUACUCUGUACUCCGUACAUCAUGUCACAUCCCGAAGAUAUACCCACGGCUUCCCGCAUUCCCGUCCUCUACCGUGCCCUUUUCCUCUACAUUGAGCCAUUUUCCACCCUCGCUGGUGCCGUCCAGGCCCACUACAGACAAUCGCAGUAUCUCCAAUUGACGCAUCCGGCCAGCGCACCGGCACAUGACCGCAUUCCCCUUUCCACUUCCAUCGUCCUCACCCAGUUAGCCAAUCUAUACUUCCUGCUGUGUAUCAACGAGGCCCUGGUACUUAGGUGCACCCGCGACCUCAAAGUUUGGAAGACUUUUCUCUUUGGCCUAUUAGUUGCGGACUUUGGCCAUCUAUAUUCCGUCCGUCUCGUAGGCUCCUGGAUCUAUUGGAAGUUUUGGCAGUGGAACCCAAUGGACGUUGGAAGCGUUCCAUUCGUCUAUCUUCUUGCGAUUGCGCGUAUCCUGUUCCUCGCUGGCGUAGGAUUUGCCAGCCCAAUCAUCACGACAACCACAAAGACAAAGGGAUACACGUACAAAGGAGCCUGAUCUUCACAUGUUUCAAGGUUUGUUGUUUAUUUUAUUCAGGCGCUUCUCAUCCAGAGUUGUAUCAAAGAAUACCAAACAAUAGUGAGCUUCGGAGUCGUACGUUCAGCAUUAUCCAACAUGAGCGAAGACAACCAAUCAUUCGUCCACUGCGUCGUCCACGGCAAGGCCGCCAUUGGACGGUGUCAGAUCUGUGUUAUGGUCGGGUCCGCCUAUCACCCAACAACUAUUUGUGACUAGAAAAUACCACGACGCAACGUACAACAAGAACGCCCAACAACAAGAUGUCAAAGUUUUAUCGUUCCUAUCUGAAAUCCACCACUGUUAAGGCUCUUCUCUCAUACAUUCUCUGAGACAGGUACUCAAUUGCCUGCUGCUAGAUCCAGCUACUGGAUGCCCGGCAUUGGGCACUCUACUCGAGGUCGUGUUCAUCCAUU
Molecule: messenger RNA, 1229 nt
Organism: Aaosphaeria arxii CBS 175.79
Lineage: Eukaryota; Fungi; Ascomycota; Dothideomycetes; Pleosporales
Exons: 1
Coding region: 280-795 (171 amino acids)
Source: RefSeq, a predicted model, not a curated record